Messenger RNA from Drosophila eugracilis, 701 nucleotides. RefSeq lists its product as uncharacterized. NCBI's taxonomy places the organism in Eukaryota, Metazoa, Arthropoda, Insecta, Diptera, Drosophilidae. Bases 187 to 645 code for a protein of 152 amino acids. The transcript has 2 exons. The record is from RefSeq and is a predicted model, not a curated record.
AUGGAUCAUGGAAGUUCCGGGAAAAACGUGGUACACUAGAUAGAUUGCUGAUUAAUCUUAGUAGAUAUCUUAGAACUUCAAAAUUUACGAAAAAACGCUAAGGGAUCACCACUGCUGGCAAUCGCCCAUCUCAGCUGGCCGACGACGCAAUUCGCAAUUUACCAAACAAUAUAAUAUAAUAGUGCAAUGUUUUCAAUUUUUGGGAAGCGCAAGCCCACGGAAACGCCCACAGAGGAUCAGCCCAUCCAGGGGCCGGCCGAUGGAUCUCGACCGGGAACCAGUGGCGAUGAUUUUGUGUUUAUUGAGCGAAAACCCGGACCGGAUGCUCCUCAGGUUCCUUCCUCCGCUACGAUGUAUCCACCCAUGCCUCCUGCGGGUUACCUACCCUACCCGCCUAUGCCAGGACAUAGAGGAGGACCAGGAGCAGGAGCGGUAAAGCUGCCGGGCGCCCAAGCACCCGUCAAUUACUUGCAGGACAUUCCCUUUGAGCUGGCACCCGAAUUGGUCUCCAAGGAUCGCUACGAUAGCACUCAAAUGCAGGUGGACAGCAUCCUGGCAUUUCUAACACGGCAAAUGUCUGUUGACGAACUGGCAGACGAGUAUACAUUCACUCUGGAGAGAUCCGUGCAGAACGAGUGUUACUAGCAUUAUCCCAUAAAUUCACUGGUUAUUAAAAUAAAAUGGUUGCUAUUUAAUUGUAA